Messenger RNA from Necator americanus (New World hookworm), 870 nucleotides. RefSeq lists its product as uncharacterized. Lineage: Eukaryota; Metazoa; Nematoda; Chromadorea; Rhabditida; Ancylostomatidae. The transcript has 3 exons. Bases 1 to 870 code for a protein of 289 amino acids. Gene Ontology annotation, molecular function: structural constituent of cuticle. The record is from RefSeq and is a predicted model, not a curated record.
AUGUUACUCUCGUUGUGCUACAUGGACGAGAAGCAGAAGUUAGUAUACGCAGAAGAUCUGAAACGAUUCGUCUUCUGCGGUAUUACCGUAUCAACUGUGGCCGCAUUCACUGCUAUAAUUGCUGUUCCUUUGCUAUGUCUUUACCUACAAAAUGUUCAUUCUAAUGUACAAGAAGAGAUUCUCUAUUGUCACACGAGAUCCAGUGGAUUAAGAGGAGAAUACGUUAAGAUUGAGAAUAACCAGAUAAGAAGAGCUAAACGUCAAGAACCUAGUCUCUGCUGCUCAUGUGGAAUCGGUUCGGCAGGGCCUCCCGGACCUCCGGGCGAAGACGGUGAACCAGGUGCAGAUGGUCAUCCGGGAAAACAUGGCGCUCCUGGAGCGGACGCUCCUAGCGGCGUAACUGUACCUAAGGCUAGUGACUUCUGUUUCGAAUGCGAGCCAUCGCCACCGGGCCCACCAGGUGCACCUGGACCAAUGGGUCCUAUGGGUCCGCCAGGAUCAGUAGGAGAGGCUGGACCAAUAGGCUCUCAAGGACCACCUGGAAGCGUUGGACCACCAGGACGUCCGGGAAAAGACGGAGAAUCAGGCGAGCGAGGACCUGCUGGAAUGAGAGGACUUUCGCGGACAAUGCCAUCACCACCUGGAACUCCAGGUGAACAAGGACCUAUGGGACCUCCAGGUCCACCUGGGCCAGCCGGGAAUCCCGGUCGCGACGGAAGUCCGGGUAUGCCUGGCCCUCAAGGAGAUGACGGACCCGAUGCUCCUCCUGGCAAGGAUGGUGAGAACGGUGCACCCGGAGCACCAGGACAGGAUGGACGUAGGGGAUCGUGUGAUCAUUGUCCUCCACCUCGUACUCCUCCCGGUUAUUAG